Molecule: messenger RNA, 7083 nt
Organism: Closterium sp. Naga37s-1
Lineage: Eukaryota; Viridiplantae; Streptophyta; Zygnematophyceae; Desmidiales; Closteriaceae
Source: the annotation of a GenBank genome assembly
AUGGAGGAGCUAGGGUUUGGCUGCACGGACACGGUGGAGCACUGCAAGGCCGUGCUCAAGGAGCACAGCGCCGGCAGCAGCAUCAGCGAAGCGGACGUUGCGCGGGUCAUGGGAGUGGUGGCGAAGGGUUCCGUGGAAACUCGUGGCGGGGGUGGCGGCGCUGGGCCGCUCACGUUCUGGAACGACAUGGCGACGGCGAUGGAGGAGCUAGGGUUUGCGUGCACGGACACGGUGGAGCACUGCAAGGCCGUGCUCAAGGAGCACAGCGCCGGUAGCAGCAUCAGCGAGGCGGACGUCGCGCGGGUCAUGGGGGUGGUGGCGAAGGGUUUCGUGGAGACUCGUGACGGGGGUGGCGGUGCUGGGCCGCUCACGUUCUGGAACGUGGAUGUGCUGGUUGAAGCCAUUGUUCAGCUGGCGCCGAGGCUGAGCUGGUCGUCGGUGAUCAACCAUCUGGACUACCCAGGCUUCUUUGUCAAGGAUCAGAAGGGCUUCAGCGCGCUCGUGCUUAUGCACUCCAAAGCUACCAAGGAGCUCUUCCCCCUGCCGUCCGUAUGCGGCAAGCUGUGGGCGAACGCGGAUGGGCAGCUCUCCUUCCUCCGCCACGCGGUCUCCGCGCCCCCCGAAGUCUUCACCUUCGCGCACUCCCCCCGCCAACCCCCCCCCAUGGACAACCUCCACGGGCACAAGCUCCCCACGGGCACCCCCAACUGCGCCUGGGUCUCCCUAGACCUUCUAGAAGCCCUCUGUAGGAUCGGCGAGACUGGGAGGAAGGCGGAGGUGGUGGAAGUGCUGGGGUACCCGAUAAAGCACUGCCCGGAGGUGCUUAUAGUGGGGCUGGCGCAGGUGAAGACGCCCGGAGGGGGGGUGAUUCAGAGGGAGGUUCUGGGGGCGUUGGUGCCUCUGUAUCUGGCGAAUAAUCCGAACUCGAGCAUUGUGCUGCAUGCGCUGUGGGGGGUGCCCGGGGGAAAGGACGUGGUGAUGCAGGCGAUGGUGGGCGUGCACGCCAGCGAUCCCACCAGCAUUGCUCGCCUGCUCGACGUGUGCCAGGAUCUCAAGGUUCUCUCGGUGGUGCUGGAGAGCACGCCCUUCUCUUUCUCCCUGGACCUCGCUUCUCUUGCCUCUCGCCGCGAGUACCUCAACCUCGAGAAGUGGCUGCAGGAGGCGCUCACUCUGCACCGCGACUCGCUCUUCAAGGCGUGUCUGCAGUUCCUGAGGGCCAAGCUGGUGCAGGACAGUCAGGACGCCAGUGCACAGCGAAUCAACCUUUCUCUGGAAACGCUCGCCAUCUUCUUCAAGGUCCUCCAAGCCAACGCGCCGCAGCUGCAGGCGCCCGAGCUGGGCGACGAGCUUAAAGCCCUGUACGCGUCCGCGCUGCAGCUGCACCCGGCGCUGCAGACCGUGGCAGUGCCUGAGCAGGCCCCUGCAGACGUGUUUGCGAGCGACAUAGAGGAGGAGGCGAAUGCGUACUUCCAGAAGAUCUACGUGGGGCAGUUGAGCAUUGAGGAGGUGGUGGAUAUGCUGAAGCGCUUCAACGGCUCCUCCGUGCAAAGGGAGCAAGAUGUGUUUGCGUGCAUGAUUCAGAGCCUAUUUGACGAGUACCGCUUCUUCCCGCGCUACCCCGACAAGGAGCUCCGCAUCACUGCUGUCCUCUUCGGCUCCCUGGUGAAGCACCAGCUAGUGUCGUCCAUCACCCUGGGCAUAGCCCUGCGCUGUGUGCUAGACGCACUCAAGAAGCCCUCCGACUCCAAGAUGUUCUCCUUUGGCGUCACCGCGCUCGAGCAGUUCCACCAGCGCCUGCCCGAGUGGCCGCCCUACUGCACGCACAUCCUGCACAUCCCGCACCUGCAGGACGUGCACCCGCGCCUGUACGCGUUAGUUCAGGCUGCUGCAGCGGCGCCAGCGAGUAAAGGCGUGGCUGGGGAAGGUUUAUCUGGUGCAGGCGGUGCUGCUGCUGCUGCUGGCGGUGGCGGUGGUGGUGCUGCUGCUGGUGGUGCUGGUGGUGGUGCUGCAGGUGCUGGUAACGUGGGAGGGAAUGGGGAGGGUGGGGUGGUGGCAGGGGCAGGGGCAGGUGGUCCCAGUGCUGUUAGUGGUGCUGCUGCCGCUGGUGCGGCUGCUGGUGCUGCUGGCGGUGUUUCCACUGGUGGGGCUGGUGGGGGAGGAGGGGGUGUGGAUGGUGGAGGUGCCAUUGGUGCAGGCGACAAGGGGAAGGGUGCUUCUGGUGGUGGUGAUACUGGGGGUGUGGGGCCUCAGGAUAAGGCGGGGAAGUCAGCGGAUGGUGUGGCAGGGAAGGGAGCAGUGGAGGGGAAGGAUGGUGCUGGGGGGGUAACACAGGGGCAGGCGCAGGGACAGGCACCAGGGCAGGGGCAGGUGAAAGCAGAGCAAAAGAAGGAAGAGGCGGAAGAGAAGCAAGAUGGGGCUGUGGGAGGGAAGGCAGAGGCAGGUAGUGCAGGGCAAGCGGCUGUGCAGAGCCCUGCGAAGGAUUCCAUUCUAUUCAAGCCGUCAGGUGCCGCCUUGGCCCCAAUUGGAGGGUCAGGAGGCUCACAGAAGCUGGAGGCUCUGCGUCCGCGUGGGGGUUCAGGUGCGGGAGUGGCUACCAGAGCGCCUGCUGCUGGGUUUGGGCAUGCGCUCAACAUUGAGACGCUUAUGGCUGCAGCAGAGAAGCGAGAAAGCCCCAUCGAGAUGCCCUCAUCAGACGCACAGGACAAGGUGGCGUUUAUCAUCAACAACAUCGCGGCGGCAAAUCUGGACCAGAAGGCCAAGGAGAUCCUCGAGGUGCUCAAGGAGCCCUUCUUCCCCUGGUUCGCGCAGUACCUCGUCAUGAAGAGAGCGAGCAUAGAGCCCAACUUUCACGAGCUCUACCUCAAGUUUGUCGACAAGAUGGCGGCCAAAUCGCUGCAGAAGGAAGUGGUGAAGGCGACCUACGAGAACUGCAAGGUUCUGCUGCGAUCAGAGCUGAUCCGGUCCAGCAGUGAGGAGCGCUCGCUGCUCAAGAACAUCGGCAGCUGGCUGGGCCGACUCACCAUUGGCCGGAACCAGCCGCUGCGCGCCAACCAGAUCAACCCGAAGAAUCUUAUCAUCGAGGCAUACGAGAAGGGUCUUAUGAUUGCCAUCAUUCCAUUCACAUCCAAAAUUCUGGAACCCUGUGCGAACAGUGUGAUCUACCAGCCACCCAACCCCUGGACCGUGGGCAUCCUGGGUCUGCUGGUGGAGAUUUACAGCCUGCCCAACCUGAAGCUCAAUCUCAAGUUCGACAUUGAGGUGCUGUUUAAAAACCUGGGGAUCGAGAUGAAGGAGGUGAAGCCGUCGCAGCUGCUAGUUGGGCGGCAGAGGGAGAUGGAGGGAAAUCCGGACUUCUCAAACAAGGACCUGCUAGCUGCCCACCUAUCCGCUGCAGGAGGAGCGGGGGCAGGAGGAGCAGGGUCAGGAAGGGGUUCCCCUCAGCCUCUUGUGCGGUCAGCUGUUGCGUCCCCUGAGCCGCCUGGUCCUGCUGGUAGAGGGGCCAUGGGAGUGCCUGGUGCAGGGAAGGCGGAACAGCAGGUUUCACAGUUUCAGCAGCAACAGCAACAGCAGCAACAGCAACAGCAGCAGCAGCAGCAGCAGCAGCAGCAGCAGCAACAGCAGCAACAGCAGCAACAGCAGCAACAGCAGCAGCAGCAGCAGCAGCAGCAGCAGCAGCAGCAGCAACAGCAGCAGCAGCAGCAGCAGCAGCAGCAGCAGCAGCAACAGCAGCAGCAGCAGCAGCAGCAACAGCAACAGCAACAGCAGCAGCAACAGCAGCAGCAGCAACAGCAGCAGCAACAGCAGCAACAGCAACAGCAGCAGCAGCAGCAGCAGCAGCAGCAGCAGCAGCUGCAGCAACAACAGCAGCAACAGCAGCAGCAACAGCAGCAGCAGGAACAGAUGUCAAUGCAGCAGCAGCAGCAAUCACCGCCACCGCAGCAGUCCCAGCAGCAGCAGCAGUUGUUGCUGCAGCAGUCGCAGCAAGCUGGUGCCAAGGCUGCUAUUCCGUCAUCGGUGUUGCUGCCCAACCUGGCGUCCUACAUCGUCAUCAGCCCCAAGCUCGCUCCAGUGGCACAACAGCUGCAGCUCGCAAGGAUCGUGCCUGCGUGCAUGGACCGGGCGGUGAGGGAGAUUGUGUCGCCAGUGGUGGAGAGGAGCUGCAGCAUUGCGUGCAUGACCACACGCGAGCUGGUGCUCAAGGACUUUGCAAUGGAGGCGGACGACAGCCGCACACAGAAGGCAGCUAACCUCAUGGUGGCAAGCCUCGCGGGCAGUCUGGCGCUCGUCACGUGCAAGGAGCCUCUGCGUGUGGCAAUGGCGAACCACCUGAGGACGCUGCUCCAGGCGGCACUGGCAGGGGCGGAGCUGGAGCAGGUGGCUCAGCUGCUGGUCAGCGACAACCUCGACCUGGGGUGUGCCGUCAUUGAGAAGGCCGCCAGUGAGAAGGCUGUGCGCGAUUUAGAAGAGGUACUGGGGCCAGCACUAGCCAUGCGGCGCAAGCAGCGGGAGGCACUGGGAGCUGCCUACUAUGAUGCAUCCAUCUACUCCCAGGGCAGCCUUGCCCGCAUCCCAGAGGCCCUCAGGCCCAAACCCGGGCGGCUCACGCUGGUCCAGCAGAGAAUCUAUGAGGAUUUCGCGCAUCUGCCCUGGCAGGGGCAGGUGCCUCAGGCGGGAGCGGCGGCUGCUGCUGCUGCUGCUGUGCUGGGCGGGGCUGGAGGGGCGGGGCAGGGCGGGCAGCAGAUGGGGCAGGGCGGGCAGGGGCAGAUGGUGCUUGGGCAGGGGCAAGGACAGGGGCCGCAGCAGGUGGGGCAGCAGGGGCAGCAACAGGUGGGUGGAGUGGUUGGUGGUGGUGCUAAUGGUGGGGGCAUGGGAGGGAUGAUUUCGGGGCUGCCUGGAUCGUCCAUGUCUCCUGUCCCGUAUGGUGCCUCUCAGCAGCAGCAGCAGCAGCAGCAGCUAACAGUUCACGAUCAGCAGGCACAAGCACAGGCUCAGGCACAGGCACAGGCACAACAGCAGCAGCAGCAGGCGGGGAUGGGUUUCCAAGGGGUACCAGGAGCAGCAGGAGCAGCAGCAGGAGGAGCGGCUCAGCUGAUCACCGCCAAUUCCGCCUCGCCCUCGCCUGCCCAGCUGAUUGCAUCAGAAAUCGAAAGACCCGGCUCCGCAGCAGCAGCAGCAGCUGCUGCAGGUGGUGUGGGCGCCCCUGGCAUGCCCCUUGGUGCGCCGGGCGCGGUUCCUGGCUCUGUCCCUGGUAGUGGUAUCCCUGGCGCUGCUUCUGGCGCUGCUAGCGCGGUGGCAGGCCCCCCUGGGUUGGCCAAAAUCCCGAUGGGCGCGGAGGGUCCUCUGGCGUAUGCUGGGAGCCCUGCUCCUCCCAUGGACCUCCCAGGCCUCAACCAGCAGGUGGAUUCAUCAGCGUUGCCACAGUCAGCUAACGCUCCUCCCGACCACGAGAUCAAGGCGCAGGCAGUGGCGUUGUUUGACGACUGGGUGCGGGUGAGCGAGGCGGCGGGCAGCAACGACAAGGCAGUGGUGGUGUUUCUCUCGCAGCUGCAGCACUCCUCGCUGCUCGCCUCAGAGGACGCCGCUGAGAGGCUCUUCCGCACGCUCACAGACAUGGUCGUCGCGCACUGCCUCGCCUCCUCCCAGCCUCUCAACCCGCCCCCGCCUGCCGCCCCUGGGAGCGGCCAGGUGCCGCCGGCCCGAGGGCUGAAUUUCACGGCUGUCGACAUGUUCAGCCGCCUCGUGGUUCUGCUUAUCAAGUACUACGUGGAUUUGGGAGGCAAUGCGAAUCUGAGCAAGGUGAAUCUGCUGAACAAGGUGCUGUCGGGCGUGGUGAGAGUCAUCCACCGCCAGGCCGACGAGCACCGCCUCACCAACCCUCGCCCCUUCUUCCGCCUCCUCGCCAACCUUCUGAUCGACUUGAACGCGCCGGAUCCCAACUUUGAUGCCGCCAGUCACCAGGUGCUCACCACCCUGGCGGCCACCUUCCACGCACUGCAGCCUCUUCGAGUGCCCUCGUUCAGCUUCGCAUGGUUGGAGCUCAUCUCCCAUCGCUCCUUCAUGCCCAAGCUGCUGCUCUUCCCCGGUCAGAAGGGGUGGCCCUGGUUCCAGCGCCUGCUGCUCUCACUCUUUAAAUUCAUGGAGCCGUACCUCAGGGAUGCAGAGCUCAGCGACCCGAUCCGCUUGAUGUACAAGGGAGCUAUCCGCGUGCUGCUGGUGCUGCUGCAUGAUUUCCCCGAGUUCCUCUGCGACUACCACUUCAGCUUCUGUGACAUCAUCCCCCCCACGUGCAUUCAAAUGCGCAACCUGGUGCUCUCCGCCUUCCCGCGCAACAUGCGUCUCCCCGACCCCUUCACACCCAACCUCAAGGUCGACCUGCUUCCGGAGAUCAGCCAGCCUCCUCGCAUAUUGUCAGACGUGGAAGCUACUCUGAGGGCAAAGGGGCUUAAAGCUGAAGUUGAUGAGUACCUGCAGACGCGCCAGCCGCCCUCCUUCCUCUCCGCCAGCCUCAAGCAGCGCCUGCUGCUGCCGCCCGCUGAAGCUGUGCAGAGCGGCACCAAGUACAACGUGCCUCUGCUCAACAGCCUCGUGCUUUAUGUCGGUAUGCAGGCGAUUCAGCAGCUUCAAAGCAAGGCCACACCGCAGCAGCUGGCAGUGCCAACGGCCCCCAUCACCCACAGCGCCCCCAUGGACGUGUUCCAGCGGCUGCUGUCCCACCUGGACUCGGAGGGGCGGUACCUGUUUCUGAACGCGGUGGCGAACCAGCUGCGGUACCCCAACAACCACACGCACUACUUCUCCUGCGUGCUGCUCUACCUCUUUGCCGAGGCUAACCAGGAGAUCGUCCAGGAGCAGAUCACACGCGUGCUGUUGGAGAGACUGAUUGUCAACCGGCCACACCCGUGGGGUCUCCUCAUCACCUUCAUCGAACUCAUCAAGAACCCGAGGUACAACUUCUGGAGCCACGGUUUCACGCGGUGUGCACCGGAGAUCAAGAAGCUCUUUGAGUCGGUGGCGCGGUCGUGCAUGGGCCCGCCGCCCAAGAUGGACGAGGACGUGCAUGCUGCUGUUUCGCAGCAGGCCUGA